Messenger RNA from Hyposmocoma kahamanoa, 2553 nucleotides. RefSeq lists its product as uncharacterized. NCBI's taxonomy places the organism in Eukaryota, Metazoa, Arthropoda, Insecta, Lepidoptera, Cosmopterigidae. The coding region runs from base 1 to 1149 and encodes 382 amino acids. The transcript is spliced from 8 exons. The record is from RefSeq and is a predicted model, not a curated record.
AUGGACAUCGUGCGAAACGGUCAAGAGCUGCACAGCUUCUUCCCCGAUAUUUCCGUCCGACUGUCCUCUACAUGGGUUGUACCGAAUUAUGUGGUAUCGCAAUUGCUCACCGGACACGGCUGCUUCAGAGCACUGCUGCGUCGUAUGACGCUGUGCGACUCUACGUCGUGUCCGUGCGGAGAGCCCAGCAAGAGUCGCGACCACGUAUUGUGGGAAUGCAAGCUGUACACAGAACCGAGGAACACCUUGCUCAACAGCCUGGAGCGAGCGGCGUUCGACCCGGCACACGUUUUAACCCUCGUUGCCAGCCCAGGGAACUUUAAUAGAUUUCAAUUGCGGCUUCGUAAUUUACUCCCAAGUCCGAAUAACAAAUUAAAACUUGAAUGUGUUUUUAACACACCCAUACCAGAAAACUAUAGCGUACGAUGCUUCUAUAAAACCGAAGAGUCAGUCAUUUGGUUUCCAUUACCAGCGAAUAUAAUUCCAAAUAAAGAAGCCCUUGGAAUCAAGAGUGUAACAAUUGUCACCGAUAAAACAAGAGCAGAUCGGGAAAUGACAGUUACGUGUGGCCUUUAUGAUGAUAGUGACUUACAUGUAACCGACUCAAACUACUUAACGGUGCUUUUAAUAGUAAAACCAGAUAACAGUACUACUACUCCUGGACCUCUGGCAAAAACAGAACCAACAGCUGCCGACGACAUUUCUGUAGAACCAGUUAUCAAUACUACUGCUGGACCUCUGGCAAAAACAGAACCAACAGUUGCCGACGUCACUUCAGUAAAACCAGUUAUCAAUACUACUGCUGGACCUCUGGCAAAAACAGAACCAACAGAUUCACCCUUACCCGUAGCUUGGAUCUGUGUGGGAGUGGCUAUAUUUAUUAUCUUGCUCAUCGUUAUAGCUAUUUUGACGUACAUAAUACAAAGGAAACGCAAUGUUACUCCGAAUGUUAACGAUAACAAUGACGUUAGUCUAGAGCCAGUCUACAGCUACGCAACUGCACCUGUUUUGAAAUGGGAAGAUGCGCACGCGCUGGCUGCGAACAACCGACCGCUGCCCCGAUAUGAGAGUGUUGUCCCCAGUUUGCCGCCCCGAAACGCCAAUCAGCCUGAAUACGAAUAUAUCGACCCUAGGGAUUUGAGGAAAUGAACGGUCCUAAAAGCUGUAUAUAGUUGGUGCAAGUAGAUGGAACCCACCAGUACCUAUAAAGAAACCAACAAUAUGUCCUCUUAACCACGUCGCCAGUUCCAUGAGUUCAAUAACCUCACUUGUCCAACUUCACUUCACAGUAAAAAAGUAACGCCUUCAUCGCUCUUACUUUUACGUCUUUCAAAGCUAUUAAACUAUCUAUGCAUGGUAUUAUAAACGCAUUACAGCAUUCAAAUAAACAUUCUUCAAGCGAUUGAAGAAUUUCCUGAGGUGUACCAUUGCCUUGGAUUCAGUUGUAAAGCGUUCUGGGAAGCUUAUAAUCGACUCGGAUUUUGUAGAGAACGCUGCAGAGCCUUGAAUACCGCCGUAAAGUUGCCUGAUUAUUCUACAGGAUAUAUCACGGAGAGUGUGCGAGGGAGUUGCACGAUUUAAUUCCGCCUUCACCUUUCCAUCAUUGGGGAACCAGACUUAAGCUGGAGUUUCUCCCCUAUGUUAUGGAUAUUCCAAGGAUUUGCACGAAGCGUUCCGCUUCCACAUUUACAAGGGGAAUGGCGAUGGAGUAGAAUUCCCCGCCUGCAGACUUGUUCCCUGAACGGCAUGACUUAGGCCUUUCAAAACAAGAGUGAGUAGGCAUUAUUUGGUGUGCAUGCUCCAUAGUCCACUUCAUCGUCACUCUCCAUCAGGUGAAAAGAUGGAUGUCAAAUCUGCGCAUAUUUAAAAAUAAACCUACUUUUACCAGAAACUCAAUGGCGGCUAUUUGUUUUAGGCUCAAAUCCAUUAGUUGAUCUAAUCAGUCAAUCUGAAAAUGACAAGAGUAUACUGUAUUAAAUAAAGUUACUUGUAUAAUACCAUGCACAGGUAGUUUAUUCAGGGCUCCGUUACUGGCUCAAGGUUACGCGAUAAGUGAGUGUGUCGAUGUCGGUACAAGCGCUCAGAGGGUGUUGCACUCAGAUGUGAAUGGUCGUACGGGACGUUUUGUAAGAGUUUAUGAGCUGUAUUCCACCACGCUGGCCCAAUGCGGGUUGGGGACAUCGCACGGUUUUCAAGGACUCAGAACCUUCUUCGACGUGCACGUUUCAUUACGAUGUUUUUCUUCACCGUUAGCGAGAAUUAUUGCUAUUAAACUUUCAAAACUUGGAGAGUUGUAAGUACAUGUCGCUUCGGUAUUCGUCGUCGUCCUCCCAUCGUUUUACUAAAUGAAUAAUGUUAAUUUCAAAUUACUUUAUUAAUUAUGUAUACACUAAAUUAUAAUAAUUACUUAGUUCAAAGUCUGACGUCUUUCAUUUACAUUACAAUCCUUGUACAACCCUAGCGCAUUCGGUUCCGCACGACUGUACACUGCACACGGCGGGCAACGUGUUUUCACCUCUCUGAGCGUCUGCUUAGGGUCCUUUUUUCUCGUGG